This is a messenger RNA of Porites lobata, 20584 nucleotides long. The record is from the annotation of a GenBank genome assembly. NCBI's taxonomy places the organism in Eukaryota, Metazoa, Cnidaria, Anthozoa, Scleractinia, Poritidae.
CACGAAGGUUACCCCAUUGACGCUACUUCAAUAUGGCGGAUUAGGCCUUGUGACAUUAAUAACGGAGUGUAUCAGACUUUUUACCUUUACCUCUUCUUUAACGUGUAAUCAAGAUGGCAGAGAAUGUUCAUCAAAACUUGGAAAGUAUGUUGCCCGAACUAGAGGAGCUGGAGAGAAUGGGAGUCUUCUCCAGUGAUGAAAUAAGGUACGCAGUUUUUCGAACCCCUUUCACGCGUUUUGAAACGUGGUCAAUCACAAGCUAGCUAUUUCUUAAAGUUAAAUUUAUUUAUCAUUUGCAGCUUUAGACAGGGGCAACCUCAGAAUACCCAGCCACAAAUAACUGGGGUAAAUUUACUGUUAAAGCGAUCCGGAGUCCCGUAGUUGGUGAAUUUGAAAUUGACCGUAUAUAAAUUUUAAUUCAGUUAAAACUGUCCCAGUGAAAGGUAAAUUGACUAAAGGUGUAAAUGUACGUCUCACGCGAUUCUUAGUCUCGUAGUCGCUUUAGUAGGAUUUGAUGAUCAUGUACAACUACAGUGUGUGGGAACUUAAAUACUUAAAGCCGCAAUAUCAUCAUAAAUAAAAACAAUUAUAAUAAUCCUUUAUUGCCCUUUGCAUUGUUUACGGCACUAAUGCUAGUGUGGCUGAGUAAAUGCCUGAAACAAAUGAUUUAAAUUAAAACUUAACAGAGUGAUGAAUCCUGACUGACAGGAGACUACCCACCUGGUAAUUUACAAGAUUAGUGUGGCCGAGCAUUUGAAAUUGUGACUUCUGAGAAAAAAAUCCAGCCUCUGAACUGCAAGUCCAGUGUUCAGAGCAGCCCUUGGCGAUGCUGCCCCUUUACGUGUAUAUCGACAAGCCUCCAUAAAUUUCUCAUAGCAUAAGUUGAAAGAAGUGGUAAGAGGAUCAUUACAGCUGAUGGGUUAUCAUUGUUUAAAAUCUCUUGACUUCUUUCCUUGAUUAUUCCUUGAUGCUGUAUGGAGAAAUUGAUACUGGACGCCUUUAUGGAUUUCAUUUGAUAGAGAUGGUUCUAUUGCAUUUUGAGGCUGCUCUUACUCUUGGAGAUCUAGACACUGCACCUUAAACCCAUGAUGAAGUUUUGGAGGAGGGGGCGCGAGGCAGUGUGGCUGAGUGGUCAUCAUGUCAUACUCACAAUCUGAUGGUUGUACUCAAACCACAAGUUGGAACUGUUUCUUGGUCAUAGCAGAUUUGUAUUCUUGUCCACGCAUGUAAAUAGCCAACUGGUUGCCUCCUAGCAGUCACCGUUGAUAGUCCAGUUAAAGUGUGUUUUUAUUUGGAUAUUUCUUCCCAAUAAUUAUACAAUAAUAACUGUAUAAUUAUUAUCUUUUUGUUUGAGUGUAUUUUUUUUUAAACAAGCUGAAUAAAGUGGACUUCCCUUAAACACAAACCUUCAUCUUUACCUUGGCUUACUUUGUAUGCCCACAGAUGUAAAUUAUUUAUUGAGAUGUUCAUAUCAUUGUAAAGUGAAUUAUUAUGUUAUUAGAUGAAAUCUGCAGUUCAUACACAAACUGCCAAGUUGUCUGAUUGCCUUAGCAUUCUUUCAUAUAUAAAUACACUUUGUUCCUUUAUAUAGGAAUAUCAUAACAAAGAGGCGUGAAUAUGAAUACCACUUACAGAAAAGAAUUGUUCAGAAGGCAGACUUUCUUAGAUACAUGCAGGUAUGCGUGUAUACUGUUUAAAGUCAUUUUUCCUAAGUAAUAAUAUACAGCUGUAUGAGUGCUUGAUAUUCACAACUACAGUAUAACUAACUUAAGGCUAUUCCUUGGUUGAGGUAUUUUAAAAACAAUUCACAGUCAAGUGAUCUAGGUAAAGGGCUGACAGCUUCUCUUUCAAAUUCACAAAUCUCAUGAAAAUGUUACAUGUACCCAAACACUAAUUAACUCUGAAGAUUACAAAUCUCAUUAUAAGAUUAAAACUUGGAUGUCUUUAAGUCCUAAAGCUAACUUCCUUAGGCUUCCCUUAUAGGUAUUAUAAUAUUGUGGUACUAUAAGUUAAUUCAAGACUUCAAGGCUUGUACUACACUGUGAGAGGGGACCUGUACUUUAAACUAUUGUCUAACAGUGAUCUAAAUGUAUAUGUACUGUAAGUUAACAAUCACAAUAAUUAUUUUGUCUCCCUAUUAAUUUGUAGUACGAGAUCAAUUUAGAUAUGCUGAAGAAGAAAAGAAAAGUGGUAAGAAAUUUUCCAGUAAUUAGCUGUAAAAGCUUUUCAAAAUGCUUUUGAAUUUCACAGUUCUGUUACAUUUUAUGCAAAAAGGAUUGUUCAAUGUAAAACAGCAGCAGAUUAUGUGUGCCUUUAUUUGCUGCAGUGGUUUUGUUACCAUAAAAUCUCCUUCAAUUUUAUCUUUGGUUUAAAUUUAAUUUCCUUUAAUUAUGUUUUGGGAGUGGUUAUUUUAUAUUUGUGUGAUAUGAUUGGAAAGGAAAGGAAAAUACAUUUAAGUAAAGGAAAAAAAGAACCGAAGUAUACAUACAUGUAUGUUAUGAGUUAAAGUAUUAUAAAACCUUACACUGCAUAUUAUUUUCUCAUGCCAGCUGCUGUGGAAGACAAUCAUAAUUCUUGCAUCAUUUAUUUCCUUAAUAUUUAGAGACUUGGCAUCAAAAGAAACUUGCAUGGGGAGCAAAUUGUCAUGAAAAGAAUUCACACACUUUUUCAGGUAUUUCAUUAUUUUUUUUUUGUGAUAUUAAGGGGUGCAGCACUUAAUUCACAAUGUACUUAAGUAAGUGCAGGUAAAAUUGUCUAAGGCUUUUUUGCUGUUGACAACAAACUCCGGUUACUGUAGCAUAAUGAAUGAAUUAACACAAGAAGGCAAAGGAAUUUGAGAAUCAACCUACACCUGUCCUGUAGGUUAAAAAAUGUAACCCCGAAUUUAAUUUUGACCUGUAACAUACACAUGCACAAAUUUAAUAAAGAUAUUUACAACUGUACAUUGUAGAAUCCAGUAGAAUUAGAGACAUGAUUGAUGAAUAAGCUGCAACAGACUUAAUUGGAUUUUAGAACAUUUAGAUAACAGGGAAGUCAUACACAUAUUAAUUUUUAGUAUGGCCUUCUCAUAACUAUUUUUAAUCUGUUUAUUUAUUUAUUUUGUUUUGUUUUGUUUUUUUUUUUGCAGAAUGCAUUAAAAAAGUUUGUGGUGAGUAUCAUAAUAUUCAUAAAAUGACAUGAUUAUUAUUAGAAAACUACCAACUUUUUAUUGAAAACACAUUAUUUUAUUUUAUUUUUCAUUUUUAAAAAAAUGCUACACUGUACAUGUACAUAUAUCCGUGCCCCCUGCUCAAAAAGUUUCUUUUCUUUCUGUUUUAGGGGGACAUCAAACUUUGGAUCCAGUACAUUGAGUUCUGUAAGCACAUGGUAAGCUAUGUGCAUUCUAUGUGUUUUUGUAAAAUUAUAAUAAUAAUAAUAAUAAUUUGUUUGCAUUCAUUAUGAGUAAUUGAAAAAACAAAUGGACGUGUAAAUGCACACAGUUGGCCUCUUGAUUGCUCACUAAAGGCUGUAGUGCUUUCUUGAAAAUAAGUAAUCAUAACAGAGUGGCAAAAGCGAUCAAAGAGAACAAAGAAGCUGUGAAGCUGAACUUCAUGCAGUGUAGGUCUCUUUCCCAUGAAACAGAAAAACAGCAGGGCACAUUGUGAGUUUCACUGACUAUAGCGAACUGCUGACUGGCCACUGAGGCUAAUGAAUCUUUCAAUAAAACAACUUGCUAACUUUGGUUGAAUUUCUGUUCUUUAUAAAAUCAGGCUGGUGAUUGGCUUGUGCACAUUAAUUUGUUCAAGUGCAAUGCUAAUACAGGUGUAGGCUGUUUGUUGAUCUGAACCUUCAAUCAAAUGAACAAAAAUAUCCCAAGUCCCUCAAGGUUAUUGGUCCUUGCUUCAGCAGUAAUGAAAAAGGUAUACCUGAGGUUAUCUAAAGCAUGCUGGGCUGAAUUUGCCUUCAUUAUCCUGCUGCCUCACAAGACCUGUAUUUUAUUUUGUUUUUAGGGAAGCACGAAAAUGCUUGGCAAAGUUUUGGCCAGAGUCCUGCAAUACCACCCAAACAAUCCAAGUUAGUGUUUUUCAGAAAAAAAUAUGUAUAGCUGAGUGCCCCAGGCGUGUAUUUGUUUCAGGUCAAGAUUAAAUUCAGGUUAAAAUAACCUAGGUUGAUUCUCAUUUUCCUUUGUCUCUUAGCUACAAAUGUACCUCUAAUUAUUCAUGAAUUAGGGCUAGGAGAAAAGGAAUUGAGAAUCAACCAAGGUUAGAAAAACAUUUGUUAAACAUAUUUUUAUUUCUGACCUGUAACAUAUGUGCUGAUUAAAUUUCAGACAACCAUGUGAGUGUUUUAUUGGCAAAUAAAUUAAUACACGUACAUGUAGUAGCAGCAGAACUAACAGGAAAUUCAUUCAAAAUGCUGGUAUAUGUACUGCACAAGACAUUGCCAAAGCAAAAAAAGUGUGUGGGUGUAUUUAUUCACCAGUAAAUCCACAAUGGGAAGUUUCUAUUUAACUUAAACUAACGUGCUCGACACUGAAAUCAAAAUUGUUUGAAAAGGAAAUUGCAACUACAGCUGCAAAAAAUUUGAAUGUAAAAGUCAAAACAGUAACACGAAUGUACUAGAUAAUCCACACUUUGUUAUCAAAAUUGGCAAAUGAUUAAAACUAAAAUAAUUAUUAUGGUCAUCCUGAGAAAACACCUGACAUUUUGUGACAUCACCAAUGGGAAAUGGCAUCUGAAGAACGACCACAGAAAUUACUUACUGAUGACACAUCACUAACUAGAUCUGUUUAGCACUUCUCAUGGUUGAAAAUUUGCCUCAUGCAAUCAGUAUGAAAUUUCUGCAUUUGUUCUUCAGAUGUCAUUUUGUGGGAAACCAGUAUUGGCCUUUUUCUCAGGCUAAAAUAGACAUGGUAAAAUUUUGAGGCUUUUAAGGGUUCUCAAUAGAAUGCGGCACCCGGUGAUUGCUCGCCGCCUACCAUAGAAUUUGUGGCCAGUUACUUUGCAUUCUAUUUGCUGCUUUUUCCUCCCUAGUUUACAGCCCCUCCAUUUGUCACAUCCACCUACUUAAGGUUGAAGAGACACCUCCUUCAAAUCCUAUUGAAAACCCUUUAUAAUAAUGAUAAUUCAUCUCUUCAAAUUAUUGAUGCAACAUGUCAGUAAUUACCAUCACAGCUAGGGCAUGUGAACUGGGGGUAGACACUAACUCCUAGACACCUGAUGUCACCGGGAGUGGUUUGCUGUCAGAGGAAGACCAUCCGGCAAAGCUCACAAGCUGUGCUUAAUGGAAUUAAACAAUAAGAAUCAUAGUUUACAUCAGCAUUAGAUGUUCAUGUGCGUAGGAUUCAAACACUGUUUCCCUUCAGUCUCUCUUCCACUGUCACAAACCAAACUGGGAAGUGAGAAAACUACAGCAGCGCUAUAUAAGUAUAUUAAAAAAAAAUCAUGUACCAGUGAAUUUGAAUUAAAACAGCAGUAAGUGUUAUUUUUGUUACUGUUGCUAAUUUUAUCAAGACCUGUGGAUAAUGGCUGCAAAGUGGGAAUUUGAAGACAACAAGAACAUUCCAAACAGCAGAACUUUGUUACAAAGAGGACUUCGAGUGAACCCAUCAUCAAAACAACUUUGGCUGGAGGUAAAUAAAACUCUUAAUAAUAUUAAUAAUAAUAAUAAUAAUAACAAUAAUAAUAAUUAUUAGAAUUCUUGUACAAAUGUACGAGCAUUAUGUGUAUUAACCUUACACUGUAUUUGCAGUUAACUAGGCUCUUUUGCUCUUCCAUUAAAGAGGCAUUGAUAAGGUUUUUACAUUUUGUAUAGACUGGGUGUAGUUUAAGUUUCGACUGGAAGAAUGUGGUAAAAAAAAUACCCAGGUGGUUACAUUAUAUUGAGGAGGUGCCUAUAAAGCCUACGCAGAUUCCUCUGUUCUGACCAUCAAGGCUGCGUUGAAAAGCAGGUGCAAAAUAUUGGCAGCUUCCUGACCUUAAGUCGAACUAAUGAAACUUUUUUAAGUGUAAAAAGCCAGUGUUUACAACUAUUGUUUUAAAGUCUCCCAAAACAAAAUCUGCACUCAGGAUAUUUAACUCCUUGCCUACCAGAGACCCACCAACUGGCAGCCAUUUCUCAACGACCAGAGUUCAUUUAUUCAAGACAACUCAAACAACUGGGCUGUUGGUGAAUUCAUUUGUCUCAUGUCAAUCAGGACAUAUAUAAUUAUACGCCUGGGUCGCUGAGUGACCUCACACAAAUGACGUACAUGUACACUGUAUAUAUAUGUACAUGUACGUCCUUGGUAGGCAAGGGGUAAAUUUUUUCCACUUGCAAAUUAAUCACUGUUUUAUUAGUAACAUUGAGUCCUGGACUCAUAAUUUCUUCACAUCAAUCAUUGAUGGUAAUAUCAACUUUUUAGAUAUCAUACGUGUAUUAGAGAAUAAUUUUUGAUAAUUUUAAUUACAAUCAUGGUCUUUUUAUUUCAGUAUUUCAGAAUGGAGCUUCUACAUGUUGAAAAAGUAAGUAAACUGGUGUAAAAUGAAAGUGUAAUGUACUUUCAUUAGGUCCAUAGUUCACAUUUUACCCUUUACCUUCAGUGAGUUCCUUUUAUUAUCAUUAUCAUUAUCAUUAUCAUUGUCAUUAUCAUUAUCAUUAUCAUUAUCAUUAUCAUUGUCAUUGUCAUUGUCAUUGUCAUUAUCAUUAUCAUUGUCAUUGUCAUUGUCAUUGUCAUUGUCAUUGUCAUUGUCAUUGUCAUGGUCAUGGUCAUGGUCAUGGUCAUUGUCAUGGUCAUGGUCAUGGUCAUGGUCAUGGUCAUUGUCAUUGUCAUUGUCAUUGUCAUUGUCAUGGUCAUUGUCAUUGUCAAAUGUCAUUGUCAUUGUCAUUGUCAUUAUCAUUAUCAUUAUCAUUAUCAUUAUUUCUCAGAUUCAUAAAAGAAGAAAAAUUCUGGGAUUGGAUGACCAGGAAGAAACACAGGAGUCACAGGUAAAUUCUUGUACAAUCUUCAAUUAAAAUUCCUUAAUUGAAACUGAAGGGAUUUAUGUAAGGAUUUAAAUGUUUAUUGCUAUUUUGAGUGGGUAAGUCUCUUGCUAAAACAUGACUGAAAUUCCUUUUGUUUAGACUUGUUGGCGUAUUAGUUUUUACAGUGCAUUUAAGUUACCGGUAUUUCCACAGAGCAAAACUUUUCUGUAAUUAAAUACACUGUACGUCAUCUACAUGUACAGUUUACAUUUUAAAAAGAGAAUCAAUUUCAUGUGUUCAGAUUGUAUUGUAUUUGCAGACAACUGCAAAAACAAAAAAUCUUGCAUUUGACAUGCAAGAUUUUUUGUUUUUAAUUAAUUGUGAAUAAACCUAUAACCCUUAUUUUUUAUAGAACAUGUCAGAGUGUAACAGAUUAUUUAUCAUUUCAUUUACCUCUUUUCAUCCCAUUUUGUGGUACAGUACUCCAGGGUUUCAUUUGAUUUUACCUUUUUUUCACCCAGGAAGAAGAAAAAGUGAGUCCAGAGUUCUUGGCUGGAAAAGUUCCUGAAAUAGUUUACCAAAAGGCAAUUCAAUGUAUACCAGGUAUGUGAAGUGUUUAAGAUUCUUACUGGCUUAUUCCAGACAGACAGGUGUUUAAUAUCCAGCUUUUGUUUCAUCUUACAGGCUACAUUUUAUCAUUAAUAUUACUUAGAGAUGAAAUCUGAGGGAUGCAUUUUUUUUCUUCAUUGUUUAUUUUCUAAAUAAGUGAGUAGUUUUUUUUUAAUGAUGGAUAAUGUAUAUAUAUAUUUUUUGGCCAUUACUUUGUGUAGUUUGAGGGACAGUUAUAACAUAAACCUUCCUGCUGCACAAGUAAUUAAUUAAAUCUUUAUUUUUGGUUAUUUUAUUUUAUUAUUAUUACUUUUUUACUUUCUUACUUGCAGAUGAUAUAGAAUUCAGAGUGUCUUUUAUUGAAGUUUAUCGCCUCUUUGAAGAUACAAAACAAAGUUGUGAUUUGGUGUAUAACAGGUAAAAGUUUGACUAUAUUUUGCAUUUCUUAUUUUUUCAUUUACCUUCCCUGGAGAGAAUUGCACCAGUUUUAUCAGGUGAACUCUCCAUGAAUUCCCCUCGCAGGGAUGAAAUGAGUUUUUCUCACAUACAACGUAUGUCCACCUAGGAGAAAAUUUCAGGCGGACACACUAGAAACGUUAUUAUAGAAAUACAUUACAUGUAUAUUGACUUACUCAUUUUGUUAAGUACUAUAUAAAUCUUUUGCUUGAAAAUGACAUUCUUUGCCCAUUCAUUGUAUCCAAUCACAGGUACAUGUAACAUUUUUGUUGGACAGUAAGCAAUUUUUAUAGUCAGAGUGUCCAAUGACCGACUUUUAUCGCAGCUCAGUUGUACUGCCAAUCAUGCAAGCAUCUUCAUAAUCUGGUACAGUUGUAGCUCUGCCUCACGACUGAAAUUGGCUCUGAUUCACAUCUUGUUUUAUUCUUUGCAGCUUAGUAGAGGACUUUCCUUUGUCAGAAGAAGUCUGGAAUUUAGUGGCCCGUCGACCCAUUGAUGAAAGGAAAAGUGAAGUAAAGAAAGGAAUGACAGAAAUAACAGGUUUGCAGAUUUGCUAACUUACCACGGGUCAUCUGUACUGUAUGUUAGACAAGAAUGUGUUGCAUGUACCUUUCAUUAUGCCUGUUCGGUACGUAUGCCAAUUCUCCCUAUAUUUCAUAUGAAGUUUCUUUUUGAGUUAUGAAAUUAACCUCUUAUCACGUCUCGUUAAAAACAAAGAUCACAAGCAGAGGUUUCGUGUACGAUAUGAUUGAUGAUCUUUAAAUAACGUCAUGUGAUCACCAGUCCAUGAGACUUGACUCUUUUAUUUUUACUGUAACCCACCUAAUGAUGGUACAAAAAAAAUCCAUGGGCGGGGCUCCAUUUUCGAAACAUGGGAAAAGCAUAAUAUUUUGUUCGAGCUACGGGAUCUGGGGCCCACUUCUCGUAAGUCCCGGUAACUUUUCGGGCCCGAAAUCAAAUAUUCAAAUCAAAAUAUAAAGAAUAAAAAUGCGGGACCUGACUAGCAAACUACUCCAUUUUGUUUCGUUAACUGAUAGUUUUAUCAUGUUAGAUGCAAAACUAUUGAGAAACCUGUGAUGUGAAGUAUAUGAAAUAAUUCACUUUUGAACUGCGGUUGUAGAUGAAAGUGAAGAAUGAUCAUCGCAGUAAAUUUUCCAAUUUAAGCAAUUGGAAAGAAGAAGCCUGAAAAAAAAAUCAAAAGAAACCUCUAUCUUUCAUAUAAACCCAAACAGCUUUACGGGCCCGUUAAUUAUCAAGACUUUCGAGAAACGAGCCCCUGGUUGGCUAGGGACUGAGACAUUGUUGCUGAUGGAAUUGUCUUUCAGUUUAGGCGCGCAAACUAAAAUUAAUUGUCAGGAUGCCGAAACUGAAUUUGCUUCUUAAAAGCAAGAAAAUGUUUUUGAUUCCAACUAAAAACACUCUCACUUGCUUCAAAAGACAUAAACAAAUGUUUUCUCGCUUAGCCUCAUCAGACGAAAAAAAUAGAGAGAUUUUAAUCGUGUUUAAGGCAGACGGUAUACGAUAUAAAAUAGCUUCAAGUUGCCUGUUUCUUUAAUUAGGAUAAUUAUAAGCAGAUAAAAACGGUGCAAAAUAAAUCUCAUACGUGAUCAGAUAAAAAACCUAAUUUCAUUACUACUUAUAUUACUACUUGCAAAGAUAAAAUCAACAGUAUGAUUACAAAACAUGCAAUAAAUGACUUGUAAGUUAAGGGAAAAUUUGGUCCGUGGUACAGUGAUAUCCUUACAACCAAGCAAGGUUAUAAUGGUUGUAGAUUUUGGUCCCAUUGUGGCAACAAGGAUGUUUUUGUGAAUGAUAAGAAAGUAUUUAUGACCGCUACAGGUAGUUUAAAUAUAGCGCGCAGCACAGCAGUCUGCGAAAAGUACUACGCGUGGAUCAUUUUUCACAGAUAGUCAGUGGUGUGAGCUGGAAGCAGAGAUGAACAAGUUAUUUCAAGAUGCUGUGGAGAAGGUUCCAACAGGUUAAAAUGAUUUCUUGCAUUCUUCGUUAUCUUGUCAUAUUAUAUACGCGUACAUGUGCGUGUUACUCCCACCGUGGUUUAGAUGUCUCGCUUAGGAAGGGAAAUGCCUCUUGCGUGGUUGCUAAACCUGUGUUACCGUUGACAUAUUCUCCCACUCUCGCUCUCUCUCCGCAGAGGCUUCCGUUGGGUAAAAAUUAGAAAAAAGUAAGCGCGCGGUGGACGAUGGGAAAAAGAAAAGGCGGGAGCCUCUCUUGCUUUCUUUCCCCUUCCCCUCGUCCUUCGCGCGCUCUCCUUUUCCGUCCUCCCAGCCUCCUUACGACACAAAGGGUCUUCUGCAGAGGAAAGAGAUAUUAGGGCCAUUUUAUACGAGGAAAACUAAGACGCGUCUUUCAUUAGACGCGUCCUAAAUAAGACGCAAACGAUCCCGUACAAACGGCACAUUAAGACGCGACUUAGCAACGACGCGUCUUAUCGAAGAACAGGUGUUAGGGACUGUUCUUAGAUAAGACGCGUCUUAGCUAAAUUUCAAACGAAAUGUGCCGUUUAUACGGGAUAGUUUGAGUCUUAUUUAGGACGCGUCCUAUGUAAGAUGCGUCUCAUUUGUUCUCUUUUAAACGGCUCUUUGUCCUGUUAAAAGACCCUGAAAACAGUCCUUUAGUGCCCCUGAUAACAUCGCAAUUGCACGCGUUGUUGGGGCAAGGUGUUGAGGGCCGUAAUUCACUUUUGUUGUUUUGUCACCAGAUAAAAUGUGGGAGUUGUACAUCAAAGCUUUUAUGGAAUUGCUGGCUGAUAGUUCCACAACAGAAGCAAAAAGAGUGGGUUUAUAAUUUGCAUUAUAGUUAUGUUUUUACAUAAAAUUAACUGAACAAAAACACAUGUAUCAUUUGUACAGUUAUGAAGUUUUUUUCUUGCUUGAUAUCAGUGUAAUUAAGCUAUCAUGCUUGUGUAGCGCUCAGAGGACAUGGAGGGGUUUUUUCGGUGAUGGUUAGAACAAACCGUUGCCAAAUUUAAAACACAUAGCAAGAACUUUAGGCUCCUUCCACGUGUAUCCGGAUAUUUUUAAAUCCGCAAAUUUUUCUUUGCGGAUUCGAAAAUUUCCCGUCCACACCUCAGUUCGUCAACUAUUAUAUAUAAAGCGAUCUUCGGCUGAUGCAAGAAUUUGCUCGCCAUUCUCAGCCUUCAAUAAUUGUUUUGCUGACGAAAUUACCCCCACCGAGCACAAAUUCGCUCGUUUAACUUGUUUACUGCGUCUUCCAAUUUGUCCGUCCGACAUGGAAUCAAGCCUCAGAAUGGCGUGCCGCCGUUUGGCGUAACUGAAUUGUACAGUAAUCACAGCUAGGUUUAACUGCACACACGUUAGAAGACUUGAAACUGAAGUCCAAGAAGGAAAAAAAGAUAACAUUGCGCUCGGCGCCAUCUUGAAUAUUCACGGUCCACAACUGGCCCGGGUUCCUGGAAAGCCGAUUAGCACUAAUCGAGGAUUAAAUCUCGCUAAUCGCGUAAUACAUUUUGUCCCACGAUUAGAUUCUGUUCCUGAAAGUGUGAUUAACCUUAAUCUAAGAAUAAACUAAGGGUUAAUUUUAAUCCACCUAGAGGGGGCCAAUUAAGUCACUAAUCGGGGGAAAACGUUUGUAAAAACAAACAAAUUGGCAGACUUACCGUUGCCACAAAUACGUGAAAAAAAGUUCCGACAGCAAGAAAUUGAUCUCAAAAUUGAUCUAGACCACUUCACUGUCCGCCAUUUUCCUUUACUUCACCCGUGCCUAAACAUUUUUCGCGCCUUGUUUUUUAAAAGCAAUCAUCCCAAAAAAUAGUUAAACCGGUUUGUUUUAACACUAAUCUGGGAUUAGUUAAUCGUGGGUUUACUUCGCUUUUCAUUUUAACCCACGAUUAGUUAUCCGAGGAAUAGAAAAUUAAUCGUGGAUUUGACGCUAAUCGGAGGAUAGUUUAAUCGGCUUUCCAGGAACCGGGGCCUGGGCUCGAUCUUGUUACGUCACUGGAUAAAAGAAUAUCCGGAUUCAGCGUCCUCUCGACUCCGGAUUCAUCGCGUAUUCGUAUGCCGGAUUCACCGAUACGUGUGGAUAGAAGCCAAAAAUAUCCGGAUACCGGACAGCCCUUAAAAAGUGCCAGUUUAAAAACGCAGUCCCCUUUGUUGAUACAAUUCAGCGUAAUAUUUUCCUUCGUUUUUCAGGCUCGAGGGAAACUGAUUUAACGUAUUGGCAAGGUUAAAAUAUUAGAGCUUGAGAUGAAAGGGUUAUACUUUUUAACUGUUCUGUACGCUUAUAAGUUAACGUGCAGCUAAUUUUUCUUUAAUGAACUAUUGUUCCGUUGAUCGUUUAGUUCAUUACGUAUUGUUUUCCUCAGCUCGGAGAAAAUUACUCCCAAAAAAUGACAAGCGUUUUAUUUUCUUUUGCUACGCAGCGAGAAAAAACUGUGUUACAACUUUUUACAGCGGCAGACAGCAAUAACCAUAUAACAGAAGAACUUUACAGGGCAUGGGUAAGUCAUAUAUUUAGUUUAGAUGUAUAUUUAUUUGGUGUCAAUUCCAAGAAACGAUACAACCAUUGUACCGUGGGUACCCCAGUGGGUUCGGUUGCCGCUGGGGACUCAGGGGCUUAUUCGAAAGACAUCAUAAAUAAUUAAAAUUUCUUAUGCGUUUACAUCUCUACAGGUUGGUGUUUUGCUUCAAACAGAUAAAACGAAGCGGGCAUUAUCAGUGUGUAAAAAAGGAACUGAGCGGUUUAACUCAUCAGUGAGCUUAUGGAGUGAAUACCUGAGAUUGAAAGUCUUAAAUAAGGGUAACGACUUAGUCUUUGGGUUAUUUUUUCAUUCAAUAGUUUCUAUGUACAGUCGCCAUUUUUUUGGUCAUAGUCUGAUUGUUCAUUUCACUGUCCAUGUACAUGAACAGGAUCACAAAGUUUUCAUUAACAUGUUAGGCUCACGGCCACGGCACUCAGCUUUUAAACUAACUGGUAUCUUUCGAUAGCGCUUUAAGAUAAGCCACUUAACAUAUCUUCUGUCCUCUUGGACCUCUACGAUGGUGGGGUGAUAACUUUCGGCUGCUGCUGUUUAAUUAGGUUAGGUUAUUUGGUUUUUUUUGUAGGUUAUGGUUAUUCCUGCAAAUUCCGUUUAACCUUGAAUUUGUAAUGUUUCUUGGUAAUAUCUGUUCCUUUAUUUACAGGUAAAAUCGCGGACAUUCACAAUCAAUUUUCUUCUGCCAUCAAAAAUGUGGAGCCUAAGGUAAAAAUUUCUUGGAAACCAUGCUCUUUAAGUCUUUUUAAACUACAGUGAAACUCCGGGGGAGGGUCAGAUUUAAUAGAGAUCUUAAGAUUGAGGUUUUUCGACAUUUCCCGCGAGCCGCGAACGUCAAGAAUUCACGUGACCAGGACCUUGCCGUCAGGUUUGCGGUUUGAGGUUCACGUUUGUACGGCUAGACCACGCUCCAGAGGUAAGUGAUUUACCGCAAGGUUUUUUUGCACCCUAAAACAUCACAAUCCCACGUUUGAGAAGAAAUACGACUUUUUAGAGCUCUUUUGCUUAUUGAUUAUUGAAUUCUACUUCAAAAAACGUAAUUUUGAAGACAAUUUCUCCGCUAAAAUAGAAGUAAGACUGGUUAGAGGAUGAAUGAAAGCGAGCGAGAGCUUACUUGCAGGCUAUAGAAACUUCUAUCCUGAUCAAUAAACACUGAUUUUUGACCGAAGAAGUAGUACUGCUGAUAGAAGCUGAACAAAUACUAGCCUGGGCGACUGGCUCUAAACCCAGGACUCGAAAAAAGUUUCGUCGUGUCGUCCGGGACAGAUUUUCCGCCUUGCUGGGCACGUAAAAGCUCGCUUGCCCAAUGGGAACACGACCAGGCAAGCCAUCUUGUACUUAAUUAAUUAACCGAGACAAGCAAGUAGUAACCACGGAAAAGCAAAAUGUAAGGCCCGGUUCAGACGCCGCUCCACUCAUGUGCCGAACCUAACUGAUGAAUUAAGUACGGCAAAAGAGCGGCGUCUGAAUCAAUUUGGUACGGCAGUUUUAGUUUGGUGCGGCGAAAGCGUUAAGCUCGACAGAGUCUGUCGAACUUUUGUCGAACUUAACUUAGGUUCGACACACAGUACGCCGUCUGAAUCAGAUGUCGCGCCAGUGUCGCUCCAAAGUCGAACUUAUUCAGUUCGGUUCGGCACAUGAAAAGUACGGCGUCUGAACCAGGCCUAAGACUCCAAGGACAAGCUGGAAAUCAAGUGGUUUGAUAUAUAUAUUUUUUGCUCCCUGUAAAAAUUGUAAAAGAACAGGGUUAGUCUCCUCUUUUUUAACGGGAGGAUCUCUAUUCUCGUUAAGGAAUCGCUGCCACUGUGGAAUCUCUGGCUAGAUUGGUGUAUCGAGAGAAAUCCAGAUGAAGUUAGGGCUGUGUUUGAAGUAAGUGUUUUUAGAAUUAUUGACACAUAACUUUAUUUGUGCGGUUAGAAUCAUUUAUUGUGCACCGUCAUGUUGGGUCGAUAAGUGGAGUCAGUCCUUUCCUGGGCUGGGUGGGUUAUCUUUGAGGAGAGAUCUCAAUAUAGAAAUAACCUUAUGAUCCUCCAUCAGUUAUCGUAAUGGCAAAAUGUAGAGAGUGUAUCAGUACCAAAAUAUCUGACGAACUCUAGAAGGAGUCCGUUUUAUAGGAUUGUUCAUGAAUAGAGAGUGGACUGCAUAAUAAAGAAUUGCUUUUCUUUAUUUUUCUCUUUUAAUCUUCGGUUUUAAUCUUCUCAGUCUUCGUUGCAAUCUUGUGUUGACGUGAGUUCCCCAAUGAAGGAAAAGUAUGUUGAGUGGACAGUGAAGUCAAAAGGAAUAAAGAAAGCCAGAAAACUUUAUAAAAGGUAAGAUUACCGUGCUCUGUGUUUAUAGUCAACUCUCUCUAAGACGGACACCUCUGGGACCGGCACGAAGUGUCCAUCUUAGAGAGAUGUCCAUCUUAUAGAGAGUCAAAUAAAGGAAAUAAAGAAAGGCAGGGACCAACUCUGGGUGUCUGUUUUACAGAGGAGUCCGUCUUAUAGAGAGUCAAAUAAACGGAGUAUAGAAAGACCGGGACCAACUCUGGGUGUCCGUUUAACACAGGUGUCCAUCUUAUAGAGAGUCAAAUAAAGGGAGUAUAGAAACGCAGGGACCAACUCUAGGCGUCCCUUUUACAAAGGUGUCCGUCUUAUAGAGAGUCAAAUAAAGCGAGUAAAGAAAGGCAGGGACCAACUCUGGGUGUCGGUUUUACAGAGGUGUCCGUCUUAUAGAGAGUCAAAUAAAGCGAGUAAAGAAAGGCAGGGAUCAACUCUGGGUGUUCGUUUUACAGAGGUGUCCGUCUUAUAGAGAGUCAAAUAAAGCGAGUAAAGAAAGGCAGGGAUCAACUCUAGGUGUUCGUUUUAUAGAGGUGUCCAUCUUAUAGAGAGUCAAAUAAAGCGAGUAAAGAAAGGCAGGGAUCAACUCUAGGUGGUCGUUUUACAGAGGUGUCCGUCUUAUAGAGAGUCAAAUAAAGCGAGUUAAGAAAGGCAGGGACCAACUCUGGGUGUUCGUUUUACAGAGGUGUCCGUCUUAUAGAGAGUCAAAUAAAGCGAGUAAAGAAAGGCAGGGAUCAACUCUAGGUGGUCAUUUUACAGAGGUGUCCGUCUUAUAGAGAGUCAAAUAAAGCGAGUAAAGAAAGGCAGGGAUCAACUCUAGGUGGUCAUUUUACAGAGGUGUCCGUCUUAUAGAGAGUCAAAUAAAGCGAGUAAAGAAAGGCAGGGAUCAACUCUAGGUGGUCGUUUUACAGAGGUGUCCGUCUUAUAGAUAGUCAAAUAAAGCGAGUAAAGAAAGACAGGGACCAACUAUAGGUGUCCGUUUUUCAUUUGACUUUUUUUACGACAGAGAUUGCAGCGAACACGAAGCGCGAGGGGAUGAGCCUCAUUCCUUGGAAUGACAUUCUGGUCCGAUUUGCGUGUUCAUCGAAUUAAAAUAUAACAAAACAGGGGGCCAUGAACAAUAUAAAUGACGGCAAACUGUUGCAAAAUAUGUAUUGGGUGAAGUUGGUACCUAUGCAGUGUAGCUCCAAAACAUGUAUCCCUGGAUAAACAUGGGUAACUUUGCUUCUGCUUGGUGAAAAUGACAUUUAUUUCAUCUUGUUUUCGCUAUAGAUUAGAGUUCUAGAAUUAAGUCGAUGAAAAUAUUACAGCUUAGAUAUUCUGUUGAGUAAUUGUUGUCUUCUUUUUUCUGUAGGCUCAGUCAAACACCACCCGUGGAAAUUUCCUUCUUUCAAAAAUGCAUCGAACUGGAACUCGAACAGGUGAGUGAGAAAGAAACACCAGAGUAGUUACAAAAAAAUGUUUCUUCUUUCUUUUUAUCUUUUUUAAACCACUGUCACAUAGAAAGCCCUGCUGAAGAAAUCUACAGUGCUUCGUCACUGUCUGUGAGCUUAUUAAUGUCAUUUUAACCUCACCCUUAUGUGUCAGUCUUUGCCCUUCGUAGUUCUAAAUACGCGAUAGAUAGCGGUUGUCCAGUGGGUAGGUAAAGUAGACCAGUAACCGGCUUUCAAUACCAUAGGUGCUUGCCAAUGGGCAAAAUACUUGAGAGAUCCCAAAUGUAAUCAUUGUUAGGGCUUGCAAAGGGCAUGCCUCAUUUUUAUGGUCCCAGAAACGAAAUUCGUUCCCGAACUCAAAACUUCAAACUGUACUAUUAGCUCUUUAAGGGAAACGAUUAAUAUAACCUACUGCAUCGUCCACUGCCGGGAUGUAUGUGUGACUGUUAGGUAGCGGUGGAAAUUUAUUCCCUUCCCCUCGACACUGUUCUACUCAGUCUACUGGCAAAGGACUAUACGGCGAUUCAAAGGCGACCAGGUUGUCUUAAUUUCAGUGCAUUAAUGCUCUUAUUGUUUGUUCUCUCAGGACGAGCUGAGUUUAAAGCGUGUCCGUAGUCUGUACGAGACAGCGGUUGAUCAUUUUGGAACUUCGCAUCCUGGUAAGCUCGUUUUAUAAUUUUGUUAUAUACCUCAUGGUGGUAAGCCAUAGUGUCACUCGCGUAUAGCUCAUUUUCUCUUCCUUUUUGGGGUUGCGAAUGUAACGUCUUUUGUAAUCACGGUUUUUGGCCAUGACGGUGUUAUUCCCGGCCAACGAAUGCCCUUGAAGGUGGGGAACGUGUAGGUUUCUGUGAUGGUCAUGGAGCACGAAGGGAACUUUUCCUCAAUUAUUGAAUUCAACAUCGUACGUGUUUUCUGUUUUGCAAAUAAUUGCUCCAUAAAUAGGAUGACGCUGGACUUGUUUUCGAGUAACUUCGAUAACUCAGCGCGCCUCUUUCCUAAACCGUCUAGAAACUACUUCGAUCCUUACGCCUAAUUUAAAUAGUUUUAAAAGCUUUUCGUUACGCUUUUUCACUUAAGUUUGUUUUUGUCUGUCGUAGUUUUAUACGAACACCGAAUACGCCCCCAAACACCCGGGGAUCUCGUACGCCAGAUUAUACGACUACUCGUUUUGUCUGAAGUGUACGUACGUAGUUUCCUUCCUUUGAUUCUGACAUCCUGUCUCGUGCUUUAUCUGAUAAUACAUGGAUUGACGCCACGUGAAACUUCUGAGACAAACUAGCUCACGUUCCGCUCAGGUGCGUUUUUUUGUCGUGUGAUAAAACUUAACUGAGGAAACUCGGCAAUAUUUCGGUCACCGCUUAUCGACUAUCAACCACUGAACUGAAGAGAGCAAAAAACAGAAGAAGUAAAAGAGAAGAAAUAAAACUAUUUCUAGCUCUAAGCUGCGUUCGUGAAGAGCAGUAUCUAUAUUGCAUCUAUAUUCCAGUUUAACUUUUGAGUCUAAGGUUUUAGGUCUUCCAGUGCGGCGAUGUAAGUAAAAAGAGAAGCGCUUUUCCCGUUAUGGCGUCUUUAACCAUGCUAUGAGAUGUUUGCUUUUAAAGAAAUUCAUCAGGCUAAAAAUUGUCAAAUGUUACUUAAUACUUAAACUCAAAACUAGUGAUAAUGACAUAAGAGCUUUGCUUGUUUGUAUGAAAUAUGAACGUGUUUGCACCAGAGUAAAAACUAUUGAGCAUUUUUUGUGCCAACCGAAGAAGUACGUUUCCUUGGUGUUCUUUUGAUGCGGAAGCUUUAGGACUCGGCAUAAGCACUUGUGAGCUUUGUUGCUAGUUUUCUAUUCGUCUCUGCAAGGUGCUUUAAACUUCUUAAUCGGUGAAAGUAAUCCGCCAAAUUCUUUCUAUUCAUAUCAAAGCUAUAGAAAGGUUUUUCCCAGAAGUGCUGUGUUUCACUCUUUUUUUUUAUAGUUCUUUUUCUAACUUUUGUGUGUACAAUGGGCGUGUCAGUCUUUUUCUGGAGCUGAAAUUCUAGAACCUGCUGUUCCAUUCCGCAACCAUUCAGCGAUUACUCGUUCCAUUUUCUUGUGCAUCAAGAACGGCUCCGGCCAGCUCCUUCCGGCCGUCUCGCUUUUCGACCCAAAACAUAAGCAAACCAUAAAGCAAACUUUAUUGAUAUGACUGAAACAAAUAUAUUGUUUGUGAAAACAUAUAGUUAUUGUUUUUUCCAUGAAAUUACGUCGUAAGUUAUUUUUGUCUUAUGGGACCGUCAGAGGUGCAGAAAAGUGGAGCAAUGUUUUUGUACGUAUGUCUCCUGGAUUUCACAAAUUUGGAUGUCCCGAAUUGGAAUAUAACUAAUGAGAUAAAUAACCAAAGAGGAUUUUCCGUUUUCACUUAAAUCUAUAAAUAAUCCUGUUGCGUUUGGAAACGUUUUUAGAAAAUCCAACAAUAGAUUUUGACCACAAGGCAUUUAAUUAGCAGGGGUUUUUAUGUUUUAAAAGACCGACAAGUUUGCCAUGCCAUUGAAAAUAAAUCUUGUACGUGAUUUGCGCUUCCAGUUCAAGAGCGUUUACGAUAGUGUAGUAAAAAGUCAACGCGAACAUUUUCUUUUUUGAAAGAGAAUAAAAAAACGCAUGUGACUUUAAGUGCUCGAUCGAACAAGUGUUUUUUAAGAAAUUUGGUUUGCAUAUGUCGAUUGGUCAAUGAAUCUUUCAUCUUUGUGGCUCACAAAAUUACAGAAAUAAAUUUUCGCACGAUAGUCAUAACAGACGUCUUUAAAGUAAGUCUAAGUUUAUUAUCUCAGCCGCCAUGACGCCCCUAAACUAAGCGCUGUUUUCUUCGAGUAACAGACUACAAAUUGGAUAAAUUCAAGGGAUUUUCAUAUGAGAAAAUUACAAAGCGAACUGUACAGUAGGAAAGUGCUGCUCGUUACUUUUGAUCCGCAGACUCAACAAAGAAAGAGCGUAUCAUAUGGCGAAGUAUUCGUAUUCCGGAAUAGGCAAAGUAAGAACAACAAUUUGGGGAUAAAUUAGUUUCUAGCAGGUGUAAUGGUAGUGGAGAUUUUCGUCCACUGAGAAGCUACGAGUCACUAAAAACUGGUGCAAAGUUUCAAAAAGAAAAUGAAGGUUUUUCGUUCUACCUGGGUCUAGAAUUUCCCCACGAGCGCGAAAUUUGACGAAGAAUUUGGCGACGUUGAAGCGCUCGCUCUUUUUCGAGAGAAGUAUGUCGCCCGUCUCCCUUGAACAAUUUUUUUAUUUUUUAAACCGAUUACUGUAAGGCGCUUGGUUUACUUACAAUGCUUUCCGUCCUGUUGUCACAAAAAUAAUAUUUUUGAGCUUAACAUUAAUCUUCGUUAUGACUUCGUCGGCGUAAGUCGAAGGAGAAAUAAACUCUGCUUUAUCUUUCAUUUCGUUGAAUUUUUGUUGACUGGAGCUUUUGCCAUUUACGUGACCUAGGGAUAGUUUGUGUUCCUGAGCGAAACGUGCCUUAAAACAGUCAUAUUAUUAUUAGCUAACUUCCCACCUACCCCUCCCCUAAUUCAACGUUAAUACUGAGUUCUCAAUUGAGGCAAAAUGUCGGUGUAAGGGAGGGGUAGGUGGGGUAAUUUCCUAACGUCUUGGACUGAUCCAGUUAUUGCAAUUAAACAAAUCAAAAGGCUGUAGGCAAAAAAACAAUGUGCUGCCAAAAACUCAACCGGAAAAUUGGCUUCAAUCUCUGAGGUGUUAACAACCUGUUAGUCACGGAAUGUUUUAAACUGUGUAGCACUUCAGUUUUUUGUAGGACUAUUAUAUGUCAUGACAUAAGCGAGUUCACUCCGGCGCAGAAAACUGCGCUUAAAUCACUGAACAAAGGGGUUGUUAAUCGAUUACUCAUUUCACCUCUGGGUUACUUUAUAACAACAUAAAAAGUUGUUCCAAAUAAGUUUCUAGUUUGGGUGAAGUGCUAUUUUUGGACCAUUCAAUUGAAAUCCCUUUAGCAGUACUUUUACAUGGCACAGAUUUUUUCUGCGGCUUCUAAAAAUUUUUAAUAUACUGGUUUUUGUUGUUGGUGGUGGUGUUGUUUUGGAGGGGGGCGCAGUGGAGGAUAAUUUUAAGUUUCUUACCUCUGGGAGUUAAUUGUCUAAUACUGGGUGCGUUACAUUUUGUUUCAACAGAUCUGUGGUUGGACUAUAUUCGUUUUGAGCUUGAUCACCCUGAUAACAAGGCAAGUACUACAGGAGAGUUGUACUGGCGUGCUACCAAGUGUCUUGAAGGACAAUAUACUGAGAAGUUUGUGGGUCUUCACGCCUUACUGCAGGCAAGGCGGGUGUAGAAACAUCAACACGCCUUUCUUUCAUCGUACUAACUU